CAGCAUUACUUUCUAAGUCACUCAGCACUGAGUCCCCACAUCUCACUUUUUAGUUUAAUUUCAGCGGACCAAACUUCUCCAGAAUGAGCUUCAGAACCCCCAGCAUGCAGCAGGCGCCUUCUGCCAGGAUCUCCUUCAGCCGCUCCACACCUCAGUACCGUGCUGCCAGCAUUUAUGGUGGUGCUGGUGGUCAUGGAGCUCGCAUUUCCUCUGCUUCUGCAUCUGGACUGCGUUCUGGUCCUCCGAUCUCAUCCGCUAACACCUUCAAGCUGAUGGGUGGUGGCAUGAGCGGUGGCAUGAGCAGUGGCUUUGGUGGUGCGAGCACAUCUGGGGGAACUGGGUCUAGUGCUGAGAUCCUGGGCAACCAGAAGGGAGCCAUGCAGAACCUAAACGAUCGCCUGGCUAGUUAUCUGGAUACGGUGAGGAACCUGGAGCAGGCCAACAAGGAACUGGAGAUUAACAUCAGGGAGGCCUUGGAGAAAGGAGGACCUGACACCAGAGACUAUAGCAAGUAUGAGGCCAUCGUGGAGGACUUACGUAAACAGAUCUUUGAUAAGAUAGUGGAGAAGGCCGGCUUUGAGCUCCAGAUUGACAACGCCCGUCUUGCUGCUGAUGACUUCAAAUUAAAGUUUGAGAAUGAGCUGGCUAUCCGCCAGUCUGUGGAGGCCGACACCGCCGGGCUGAAGAGAGUCAUUGAAGAAACCAACGUGACCCGAAUAAACAUUGAGAACGAGAUGGAAGCUGUGAAAGAAGAGCUGCUGUUCCUGAAGCGGAACCACGAGAAUGAAGUGAUGGAGCUGAGGAGCCAGAUCUCUCAGUCAGGCGUGCAGGUGGAUGUGGAUGCCCCCAAAGGUCAGGACCUGUCUCAGAUCAUGCAGGAUGUGAGAUCAACCUACGAGAAGAUCGCUCUGAAGAAUGCAGAGGACCUCAAACGCUGGCAUGAAAAUCAGAUUGCAGACGUGCAGGUGCAGGUAUCUGAGAACACGGAAGCUCUCCAGGGAGCUCAGAUGGAGAAGAGUGACCUCACCAGGCAGAUACAGUCUUUGGAAAUUGAACUUGCAUCUCAACAAAGCUUAAAAGCCUCUUUAGAGGACACUCUCCACAACACAGAGCUUCGUAACAACAUGGAGAUGGAGAAGUACAACACUCUUAUUUUACGCCUGGAGGAAGAACUCACCAACCUGCGUGCAAACAUCCAGCAACAGACACAGGAGUAUGAGGUGCUGCUCAACAUGAAGAUGAAACUGGAGGCCGAGAUCAGCACUUAUAAGACUCUGCUAGAUGGAGGAGACUUUAAGCUGCAAGAUGCACUGGAUGAGCUGGAGUCUGCAAGUUAAUUUGAAACAAAAUAAAAGAAAGUCUACAGUUUCAAAUGAAGAAAAGAUGCCCACAACUAUCAAUCAUGGAUUAAAACAGUGGUCCAGUUAAUUACACAAUGCCAGUUUUGCUACUGGAAGAAUAAAGAGUACUUAAAUAACAACGUGUUAUGAAACAUUUGGCCCCUGAAACAAAUAAAAACUGUUGCUGA
Molecule: messenger RNA, 1528 nt
Organism: Nothobranchius furzeri (turquoise killifish)
Lineage: Eukaryota; Metazoa; Chordata; Actinopteri; Cyprinodontiformes; Nothobranchiidae
Product: keratin, type I cytoskeletal 18
Biological process (GO): intermediate filament cytoskeleton organization
Cellular component (GO): cytoskeleton; keratin filament
Molecular function (GO): structural molecule activity
Source: RefSeq, a predicted model, not a curated record